This is a messenger RNA of Bursaphelenchus xylophilus (pine wood nematode), 967 nucleotides long. Lineage: Eukaryota; Metazoa; Nematoda; Chromadorea; Rhabditida; Aphelenchoididae. The record is from the annotation of a GenBank genome assembly.
AUGAAGAAGAGAAGCUCCCAGGACUCUGUUCCGAUUGUUGAGAAGCUUUAUAAGUGAGUUGUUAUACAUUUUUUGCGGUGUUGGAUAUAAUUUUAGGUAAAAAUUGGAUUUUUUUUUGUUUUCUUUCCAGGAAAAAUCAAGAAGAUUAUGAGAAAUGUGGAGGAUUUGAAGAGGAUGAUGAUGCGGAAGAAGAGAGAAGAAAAGAAAUAACGGAAAAUGCGCAGAAACGUACGUUUUUUAUAUUGUUUUACCUUCAAGUUUUAGGUCGCGAUCUUUUGGCCAAAAACAAUGAAAAGCCGGAUCUUUGCAUCGAAUGCAAUAAGACACUGGGUCCAGCGUACCUCUGGGACAUCUAUAGUCACCCUGUUUGUGAUUUGUGCAAGUAAGAAAAAAGUUUUUGGAUCAAUUUAUCUUAUCCUUUAGGGACAUGAAAAACAAGCAUCUGGUGAUCUCCAGAACUGAAGCCAAAAAGCGCUACGCUUUGAAGGACGAAGAUCUUGACCAUAGGAAGCCAGUGUUGAGGUAUCAAGCCAAGAAGAACCCACAUAACCCACGUUAUGGCGACAUGAAGUUGUACUUGCUGUCUCAGGUGGAAGAACGUGCAAAACAAGUGCAUGGAUCGUUGGAACAAGUCCAAUUGACGAAGGAUGAGAGGAGAGAGAAGCGAGAAGCCCAGGCGAACAAAAGGUUUGAGAAUCGGAUCAAGGCCAUGAGAAGAGAGGCGAGUUUUUCGAUUUUUUUGAUGUUACACUUGGAAAAUUUUGUUCAUGACUUAAAAUUUUGUUCGAUUUUUGGCAAAAUUAGGGCUGUAAUAAUAGAAUACGGUUUGCAGAUGCGGCCAGACGUUGUUUUGUCCAACAACGAGAUCCAUGAACAUGAGUAUGGCCCGGAAGAAUCGGAUGGAACAGGGAAUUUUUGGAUGAUCUGUAAAACCUGUGAAUAUAAGAAUGAAUACGAACGUUUGUAG